Molecule: messenger RNA, 4097 nt
Organism: Candoia aspera
Lineage: Eukaryota; Metazoa; Chordata; Lepidosauria; Squamata; Candoiidae
Gene: H6PD
Product: hexose-6-phosphate dehydrogenase/glucose 1-dehydrogenase
Exons: 5
Coding region: 112-2487 (791 amino acids)
Biological process (GO): pentose-phosphate shunt; pentose-phosphate shunt, oxidative branch; glucose metabolic process
Cellular component (GO): endoplasmic reticulum
Molecular function (GO): glucose-6-phosphate dehydrogenase activity; NADP binding; 6-phosphogluconolactonase activity
Source: RefSeq, a predicted model, not a curated record
GAGGAGGAGGGGGAGAAAUCUCCGCGUUGGCACCGUCUCCCGUUUGCCCCGAUUCCGCUUUGGGGCUUCUCCAACGCCGCCCGCGGGAGGGAGCUUGACCUGUGCCUAGGGAUGCUUUUUAAAGGGACCCUUGCCGUGAUUUUGCUUUGUGGGGUUUUCCCCACCGAAACCAGGGAAUCCCGUGGCCACAUCUCUGUGAUCCUGCUGGGCGCCACUGGGGAUUUGGCCAGAAAAUACCUAUGGCGAAGUUUGUUCCAGCUUUACGUGGACGAAGCGGCCCACGGGCACACGUUUACCUUCUAUGGGGCCGCUCAGAAGGCCCUUGAGCCAGGGCGGAAGCUGAUGUUUGAUCGCCUGAAAAAGCUGGCCUGCUCUCCCGAGGUGCCUCCCGACAGAUGUGCCGUGUUGAAAGACCAGUUCUUGAAGCUGACGGAGUACCACCAACUCCGAGGGGCAGAGGACUAUGCCAGCCUUAGCCAGGGGAUUAAGACCACCCUUGCCCAGGAAGACCUUGUGGAAACCGGCCGCAUCUUUUACCUCUCCGUGCCGCCCUUUGCGUAUGCUGAGAUCGCCCGACAUAUUAACAGCAGCUGCAGGCCACCAUCUGGAGCCUGGUUGCGGGUGGUGGUGGAGAAACCGUUUGGGCACGAUUUGCUGUCCGCCCAACAGCUGGCAGACGAGCUCGCGUUGGUCUUCCAUGAAGAGGAGCUGUACCGGGUGGACCACUACCUUGGAAAGCAGGCGGUGGCUCACAUUUUGCCCUUCCGGGUCCAAAACCGACGGCAUUUGGACCCUCUUUGGAACCGGCAUCACGUGGACCGCGUGGAAAUUGUUUUGAAGGAGACGGUGGAUGCCAAAGACCACGUGGAGUUUUACAAAAAGUACGGGGUCCUCCGUGACAUCCACCAGAACCAUCUCACGGAGAUACUGAUGUCUCUCGCGAUGGAACUGCCGGCCAACGUCACCAGCUCGGAAGACGUCCUCCGGAGCAAACUUGGCACAUUCGCCUGCUUGCGCAGCCUGGAGAAAACCAGCGCCGUGAUUGGCCAGUACGAAGCGUACAGCACCCACGUGAGGGAGGAGCUUCAGAAGGGGCAGGACUACUUCACCAGGACACCAACUUUUGCAGGUGUUCUGGUUCAUUUGGACAACCUGCGCUGGGAAGGCGUACCUUUCGUCCUCAUGUCCGGCAAAGCCCUGGACGAACGGGUCAGCUACGCCCGCAUCGUCUUCAAAAACCAGGCGCACUGUGUCCAGGCCGAGAGCGCCUGGGACCCCGAACACAGCCAGUGCAAGCCAAAACAGAUCAUCUUCAACAUUGGCCACGGAGAGCUGAAUUCGCCCGCUGUCCUGGUCAGCCGCAACCUGUUCAAGCCAGCCAUGCCACGCGGCGCCUGGAAAGAGGUCUUGGAUCGCCCGCAGCUGCACCUUUGGGGGCAGAGUCUCUCCGAUUUCCACGUCUACGUCCCCGUAGCCGAGCGGGACUCCUAUUCGUUCCUGCUCUCUGCAAUCUAUCACGGAAAAAAGGAAUCCUUCAUCACCACGGAGAAUCUGCUGGCCUCGUGGGCUUUUUGGUCCCCGUUGCUGGAUCAGCUGAGCCACGAGCCGCCCCGGCUGUAUCCCGGUGGCCGAGAAAACGGGCACCUCCUGGAUUUCGAGAUGGUGGGCAGGGAAGCGGCUUUCAUAGCAAGGGAGACCCUUGAGGUGAUUGAGGCCGAGGAUAAGCACAGCGCGGACAGAUUCAAGACCCUGCUCUCCACGUUCCGAGAGAGCCGGCUGGUCACCGCCUGGGCGGAUGAACUCAUUGGCCGUCUGGCGUCCGACAUAGAGGCCGCGGCGGUGAGUGCCGUCAGGAGGAGGGGGGAAUUCCACUUGGCACUUUCGGGCGGGUCGAGCCCCUUGGCUUUGUUCAGGCAACUCAGCGGGCAUCACUACGGCUUCCCCUGGUGGCAGACCCACGUAUGGCUGGUGGACGAGCGCUGUGUCCCACUCGCCGACCCAGAAUCGAAUUUCGGCCACCUGCACCAGCACCUGCUCCAGCAUAUCCGGAUUCCUUAUUUCAACAUCCACCCGAUGCCGGUGCACCUCAACCGGAGGCUUUGUGUGGAGGACGACCGAGGCCUGGAGCAGUACGCCAAUGAGAUCGGAGCCUUGGUGGCCAACUCCAGCUUCGAUCUGGUGGUCUUGGGAAUGGGCAUUGACGGGCAUACGGCCUCUCUCUUCCCGCACUCGGUGGGCCUCGAGGGGGACCGGGCCGUGGUGUUUACCGAGAGCCCCGUGAAACCUCACCAGCGCAUGAGCCUCACCUUGCCGCUCAUCAACAAAGCCAAGCAGGUGUCAGUGUUAGUCAUGGGGAGAAGCAAACACGAGAUUGUGACUAUUGUCAGCCGGGCAGGGAACGAACCCCAGAAAUGGCCGGUAUCGGGCGUGAAGCCCAUAAAUGGCCAGAUAUCCUGGUAUGUCGACUAUGAAGCCUUAUUAGGGUGACCUUUCCAAAGUUCAGCGACAAUUCCCAAUGGUAAUCCUUCAGCGUGUGGUGUGUGUGAAGAUUGGCUGGGGGAUUAUGGAGAAAAGUGCCAUUUUCUUUCUUAUUGGACCCCCACAAACUGGGCUGUUCUUCUUCUAAUUAAAUCGUCUAAUCACAACCAGCCAGGUUUUCUCACCACCCAGGAAGUAGCCUAAUUCCUUGCUUGUCGGGACCUGUGAUUUGGGGAUCCCCUGCCUUUGUAGGCUUCAUUUCAGACCUUGAUGGCCCGCUCUUCCCUUGUUAAUUUAUCUAAUUCUUGUUAAUCGAGCCGAGAUGGCAUUCAUUACUCAGCUUGUGGCGCUGAGUUCCACUGGCUAAGAUUCAGAUCUGGAAGCCUGCAAGUGAGGAAUUGGAGAUGUAGGAAAUAUUUUCCAGUUCUUUCUACUGUCCUGGUCAAGUUGUAACUUGGCUGUGUGCCUCGGUUCCCCUCUCUGGGGAACUUAUAAAGCAACCUACCUCACAGACCUACCCACAGUUUAAUCCCAGGUAAAAAUAUAUAUAUUCUGCACUGCAAAGAGGUCUAUUGCCAACAAUACAGUUUCAGAAUAAAACUAGGCAAACUGAGCAGGUAUUUUGAUGUUCAGCUAAGGACCAACCUCAGGUUUGUGGGAUCUUGCCACGCAUUUCUCCUUUUGAGAAUGGAAAAAUGCAGCUUGUUUUUGGCCUGUGUGGAAGUUUUGCUGAGUUCACAAGAUCACACCCCUGCCCAGACAGAGAUGGGUUUUACAAACUGCUGGUGUCCCUCUGAUUUAAGUCAACGUAAUUCUGCCCUAGAUUUUUUAUUUUACUUUAUUUUAUAUUUAAAAUUUAGUCGCCGCCCUUCUCACUCAAAGUGCGACGAAGAUCAGAGAGUUAGCCUGCUAUGUGGUUUUUCUUUGGUGUCAAAAGCAGUUCCUAAAACGCUCUUGGGGCAAGUGGAAAAACAGAGAAAUUUGAUUCUACCACCAGGUGGUGCCAUUUCCUAAUUCUCCAUCAGAAUUUCGGUGGGAAUAGCAUCUUCCCAGCCAAAAAAUGCGACCCUGGGGGUGAUGCCUGGAGGGCACCAACUUACAAAAGGCUACCCUAGCAUAAAAAACCCUAGGGGUCAAACCACAAACUGCUUUUUCUGAAUUUAAAACCAGAGAUGACUAUGCUUGGUUGGAAAGAACGUCAACUCACACAGAGACACGCCUUGCGAGCAUCUAGAGCAAGUUCUUGCAGCGUGGAGUAUCAGUCGGUCAGCCUGUUUGGAAAUUAUUGCAAUAAGAGGAAUGUGCCUUAAAAAGCUAUCCCCUGCCGUGGUGUUUUUCAAAGUUGGCAACUUUAAGGUGUGUGGACUUCAACUCCCAGCAUUCCCCAGCCAGCAUGGGGAAUGCUGGGAGUUGAAGUCCACACAUCGUAAAGUUGGCAAGUUUUAAAAACACUGGUUUGAACAGAUGUUUUCCACCUGCGGUUUUGAAUACUACUGAUGUUUUUAAACUAAAUCUCCCUGUUUGUCCAAAAGAAUCAAUGUUCAGUAUUUCUAUGCCUCGAAUAAGUUUUAAAACUUCGUAAAAGGAAAUGUCAUCAUUGUAAUAAAUUGUUUGCUCUU